AUGGCUCUUCGGUGGCUUUUGGGCAGUCUUGCUGCUGGUUUGUUUGUCUUUUCGGCUGAGGCGAAAAUUCACGGUUCAAGCACUGAAGCUCGUGGUCUUCACCGUCUUUCAAGGCGUGCUGAUGAUGGACCACGUGCCGUCAACAUCUCAGUGCCUGUCGAUCAUUUCCACAAUGACACCCUCUACGAGCCUCACUCUGAUGAAAAGUUUCCUCUGAGAUACUGGUUCGACGCUCAGUACUACAAGGAAGGCGGCCCCGUCAUCAUCCUCGCGUCCGGUGAGACAAGCGGUGAGGAUAGGCUGCCUUUUCUGGACCAUGGCAUUCUCAAGAUGUUGGCCGAAGCGACGAAUGGUAUUGGAGUUAUUCUCGAGCAUCGAUACUACGGCACCAGCUUCCCUGUUCCUGAUCUCAAGACAAAGAAUCUGCGCUUUCUUUCGACGGAGCAGGCUCUCGCCGACACGGCGUAUUUUGCCGAGAAUGUCAAGUUCCCUGGACUCGAGGAGCGAAACCUGACGGCAGCUUCGACACCGUAUAUCAUCUACGGAGGAUCCUACGCAGGCGCUUUCGCCGCUUUCGCGAGAAAGAUUUACCCCGACAUUUUCUGGGGCGGCAUUUCCUCAUCCGGCGUCACCGAAGCCAUCACCAACUACUGGGAGUACUUUGAGGCAGCCCGACUCUUUGCGCCUGGCGACUGUGCCAGCACGACACAGAAGCUGACUCAAAUUGUCGACAAGAUCCUUCUCGGAAAGAACAAGGAGGAUAAGAAGAAGCUCAAGAUUGCAUUUGGUCUCCAGGAGCUCAAAGAUGAUGACUUUGCCAUGGCCAUCAGUCGUGGUAUUGGUGGUUUGCAGUCCAACAACUGGGAUCCCGAGGAGGAUGCGCCUGACUUUGGAAUCUACUGUGGAAGUGUUUCUUCAGACAGUCUUCUCUAUGCCAGCACCAGGCAUCUCAUUCCUACUGUUCAGAAGUGGGUUUCGGGAUGCGGGUAUCAAGCCGAGGCCAAAACUCUCACCAUCCGCUUCCUCAACUACAUCGGGUACAUCAGAUCAACCGUCAACGCGGAUCUUCAAGGUGGAUGCCAGGGCAAGACUGUCAACGAGUGCUACUCGAUCCGAGGCUCUAUCAACGAGACGGGCCUAGACCAGGGAAUGAUGCGGAGCUGGACCUACCAGACAUGCACUCAAUGGGGGUACUUCCAGACAGGAUCAGGCACACCCAAGGACCAGCUGCCCCUCGUCUCUCGCCUCAUUGACCUCGAAUAUACCACCAUUCCCUGCCGUGAAGCCUUCAACAUCACAACCCCACCAAACAUCGACUCCAUCAAUAAGCUCGGUGGUGUCAACUUUAGCUUCCCCCGCGUCGCCUUCAUCGAUGGAGAAGCAGACCCCUGGCGAGCCGCCACUCCCCACCGCAUUGGAGUUCCCGAGCGGGAAUCGACAAUCAGCGAGCCUUUUAUUCUCAUUGAGCAUGGUGUUCAUCAUUGGGAUGAGAAUGGACUUGACCCCAAGAGCGAGGCUUUUGACUUGCCUCCUCCGGCUGUUGCAAAGGCUCAGAAGGAGAUUGUUGAUUUUACAAAGGCUUGGUUGGAGGAGUGGGCUGCUGAGAAGAAGGCUGGGAAUGAUCUCUAGGAGGAUCGGAACUCGGUUUUUGAUUGAUAGAUGAGUCUGCUAGACUAACGAAUCAUGCCACUACUGCCACAAAGGCACGUUUUCUGCCAUUUCAAAGGUUCUCUCGCCUUGUGUUUCACUCGGAGCUAUCAUAUGGCUUCACGCCCGCCAGCUUCAGCAGUUGAUCCGUCAACUCGGGCUUCUCCCGCGGCUCGCUCCUCCUCGUGUCCGGCGUCCCAUCCGGAAGCUUGGGCUUGCUCGCCCGGAUGUUGAUAUUAUCAUGGGGCCAAUGCGUAGUUGCCAACCACUUGUCAAACGCCUCCUUCUUCUUCUCCAACGUCUCCGCGCUGGCGAGAUACGCAGGCGUGUACGAGACAUAGGAAAUAGUCCUGAUGGUGUUUCCCUCUGAGGUAGGCUCAGCACCCCAGUGAAUCAGUCUCGAGUCCCAGAUUAUGAGAUCACCUGGUUCGGCAGUGACUUUGUGAGGUCUGUAACCUUGAUCUUCAAACCAAGCAAUGUGGUCCUCGGUAAAGGUGUAGAAGUCCUUACGCCUCCAAUCCGCCUUGGAGGUGUAGUUGGCAAAGAAAUCCUCAACUACCUUGUGAGUCCCGGGGUAAACGGAAAGACCGCCAUCUUCAGGGCCAGACUUGGAGAAGCAGGCAAUGCCCUGAACACAUUGAAGGCCCUGCCGGAAGGGAGAUUGAUCAACGUGAGCCUGUGGCUGUCGUGGGACAUGUCCAGGUCUCCUCGGCAGCGUGAUAUUCAACGCAUCAAAGGAAACCAGCAACUCACGCGUACCCCAAAUCUUCUCAAAGACGUCAAUAAUACCUGGUUCAAGUCUGAUAUCCCACAUGAAUUUCUCAUGGACAACGCCAUAGUGAGUGAAAGCGUUGAAGUUGGAAAUGUUUGGGAGAUUGUCAGCAGUCCAGGUUGACCUGUCGGAGAGGUCGAGGGCAUCGUUGCCAAAGGACUUGAGCCAGUCAAAGGCGGCUCGUUGGUAGGCGAGGGCUUUUUCUUUGGGGAUGACGUUGGGGACGACGGCGUAGCCGUUGUCGAGAUAAUGCUGAUACCAAUCUGUCAUGAUG
Fusarium vanettenii 77-13-4 is the source of this 2693-nucleotide messenger RNA. RefSeq lists its product as uncharacterized. NCBI's taxonomy places the organism in Eukaryota, Fungi, Ascomycota, Sordariomycetes, Hypocreales, Nectriaceae. Gene Ontology annotation, molecular function: dipeptidyl-peptidase activity; serine-type exopeptidase activity. The coding region runs from base 1 to 1629 and encodes 542 amino acids. The transcript has 2 exons. The record is from RefSeq and is a predicted model, not a curated record. Gene Ontology annotation, biological process: proteolysis.